UAAUGUUUAUUGAAGACCAGCGCAGACCAUGUGGCUCAUACGCAGUGCUACAAGUCGGCGUCAGAGUUCCUUCGAACAGCAGUGCCUACCCAGUCCCGAAUAUACAGUAACCCAUGUUGGCCUGAAAGGGCUACGUUGAAGAGAGGAACGUUUGUACAUAAUGACACAUAUUCAGUGACCCAAGUUGACGCGAUGGUUAGUUUCGAACCCUGCUACCUCACACACAAGCCCGAUGCGCUAACCAUUCGACCAAAGACGACCCAGUGACCCAGGUUGGUGGAAAAUGGUUAGACACAUAGAUACAAAUUAGAUAGAUAGAUAGUAGAUAGAUAGAUAGCCCCGAAAAGUGCGUGAAGUACCCUAAGAAUGCUAACGCAUAAAAACUGGUUUUUGCAGGGUACCUGGCGUCUUUUUCUGUUUUGCUGGAUCAAGUAAUGAGACAUUCCAACACCAGAUGUACUAGUUGGCCAUUUUUUUUCUUAUUAUCUGUUUGCUGAAUGAUGUCAUUGCAGCCCACAGUAUCAAGCAGGGUGUGUUCAAUGAAGGAAUGGGAGGAGGCCUACUUGACGUCGGUGGCCCAGUUGGUGGGUACCUCGGCCAGAUGGGGCCAGGUGCACGGGCAGGCUACGACACUCCCGGCAUCGACUACGGCAUUGGACCAGUAGGAGGUGGCGGAACCUUCGGUGCAAACUACCAGGGUGGAGGUGCUCUUACGAACUUGGGCUCCUACGGUCCUGGAUUCAUGGGUGGACAAUUCGGAGGCGUAGGUCCGAUGGGUGGAGGAGCUAAUCUAGGUACCGUCACCGGCAUUGUUGCAAAUGGUGUUCGCGGAAGCCUCUCACGAGACAGAAACGAGGAAAGAGAGGAUCGUCGGGCACGAAGAAGAGAAGAACGGGAGAGACGACGCGAAGAGCGCAGGCGGCUAAGAGAAGAACGGAGGCUGUUGAGAGAAGAAAAGAGGCGGGAACGACUGGAGCGAAGGCGUCUUGGCAGUAGAAGAAGCGACUCUGAGGAGGAUCUGGCCGCAGCACGCAGGGAGAAGGCCACGCUUGGCCUCAGCGCAGUCAGCGCAGGCUUGUCUGCCGUCAACACCGUGGGAACCUUGAGUACCCUUGGCAGACUUGGAGCCUUUGGAGGCGGAAACAAUGUAGGAGGACUUGGCGGCGGCAUUUCUGGCAGGAGGUGCACGACAUGCAUCUGAAAGACACUCCGUUCCGGCGAAGGUUGACUUCGUACAAGAGGUCAUUGUGGGCUCGUGAACGCGAAUGUAGCAGUCUACCGCGGCAAGUUGACCUUCUAUUGCAGUUCAUCGCACCAGGAGGGUACGGACGACCUUUGCAUUCUCGCAUGGGAGUCGACCCCAUCCGUCAAUAAAAA
Molecule: messenger RNA, 1377 nt
Organism: Dermacentor silvarum
Lineage: Eukaryota; Metazoa; Arthropoda; Arachnida; Ixodida; Ixodidae
Product: keratin, type II cytoskeletal 1-like
Exons: 8
Coding region: 548-1201 (217 amino acids)
Source: RefSeq, a predicted model, not a curated record